GUCUUAGACAGCAAUUUCCUGGGUGAGCCCUUCGGCUUCGAAGAAGUAAAGCAGCGAUGGCCUCGCCUGGUGCAGACUUUGGGUAUCUCGGAAGACCAGGCUUUGAAGAUCAUCGAGGCAGAUGCGACCCCUCUUUUAGUCGAGUCCGAUGCCGUCUCGGAAGUCUUGGCUCGCCUAGCUGCGAUCAGCUCAAGGGAGAAGGCCCUGGAGCUCGUGCAUCGAAGCCCUUCUCUCCUGGCUGCUGCGAUGAGUGGCAAGGCAAAAAAUGGCAUCGCCGUUUCCACGCUGGUCGACAUGCUUUACGCAGGUCGCCUGUACAAGGUGCUAGAAGAAGAAGGGCGGUCCAAUGCGGGCAAGUUAGCCGAAAUCGAACUGUAUGCGAACCUUUUGUCUGCCUUUCGGCCUUGUGUGGAUCUCGUCCUCUCGGGGCACACGGCCAGAGAUGCAAAGGAUGCCACAAGAAGAAUCUUCCGAUCGCUGCAGGACUGCGCGCCGAACGAGUCCAUUCGAGUCCUUCUCCAACGGGUCGCUGCUGCUGCAGAUCCCUGGUCUUACCUGGCUGACCAGACACGGGCCGGCUUCUCCAUUGGAAGCCGGUUGGUGGUGGAGCCAUCUCUGACCAAGAAGAUUCUUCCGCAUUCCACUUCAAUCGUGAGCCAUCUUCCCUCCAUCUACACGAGGCUGUCCAUCCUUGGGCCUCAUGUGCCCGGUAUUGUCCGAAUUUUGGAUCAGUACUUGGACAUCGUGGAGCCGCAUUUAGACCGAAUUAUGGAGAGAAUGGACCGGAUCGAGCCGCACUUGCCAUACAUCCUGCUGCACCUGGACGUGCUGGCAAAGCACUGCGGGCCUUUAUUGGACCACUUCGACUUGCUUAUGCCCUAUGCAGAACUAGGUCGUGAUCGGAAUCUUCCAAACUUGGACCAAUGCUUUGAUGAGCCGCAAGUUGCGAAGAUGGAGGAGUGUCUCGUGGACAACCUUGUGGACAACUGGGAAGGCUCUGCAGCAGCACGCGUCGAGGAGAACUCUUACCUCCCCAAGCUGCUGCCAUAUGUGGACUACCUGAUCCCGCGACUCGAUCAGCUGGCUCCACACCUGCCCCUCGCCCAUCCGCACUUGCCCUAUGUCCUCCCAUUUAUGGAUGACCUUCUGCCGUAUAUCGAGCGCUUCGUUCGCUUUCCCCAGGUAUCGAAGAACGCUGAUGUCCUCGUUGGAUACCUUGGAUGGCUUCUUAGAGUACCCUUGAUCCCCAGGAUCUUGAAGUUGCCCCUGGUGCCUCGCAUCAUCGCUUGGAUCAGCGUGCGCCUUCCGCGCAGACCUCAGCGACUAGCAAGUCUUCUACUGCUUUACAGUGAAGUAGUGAUUGUACGGGCAUUUAACAGUCUUGAUCAUGCUGAAGAUGCGGGUUGA
Molecule: messenger RNA, 1407 nt
Organism: Symbiodinium necroappetens
Lineage: Eukaryota; Dinophyceae; Suessiales; Symbiodiniaceae
Source: the annotation of a GenBank genome assembly